Fukomys damarensis (Damara mole-rat) is the source of this 1278-nucleotide messenger RNA. It is a transcript of the gene Lrrc39, whose product is annotated as leucine rich repeat containing 39. Gene Ontology annotation, molecular function: protein binding. The transcript is spliced from 9 exons. Bases 241 to 1248 code for a protein of 335 amino acids. The record is from RefSeq and is a predicted model, not a curated record. Lineage: Eukaryota; Metazoa; Chordata; Mammalia; Rodentia; Bathyergidae.
GAACUAAAAUUAGUGCUCUGCUGACAGAACAUUCACUGGUCACAGCCCGACUGUGGAUUUCAGUCCUUUGGAACCACGCUGGGGAAGAAGUCCCUCGGCUGUGCAUUCUUAGUUGAUAAUCCCUGGCUUCGGGCACAACAGCUUCAGCAUCAACCAACAAUGGUCCUUUCUGGAAUUGCAUCUGCGACUCAACUAUUCAGAACCCAGUGAAGGUGAUGACUGUGACAAUGUGGAGAAACCAUGACAGAAAAUGUGGUUUGUACUGGGGCUGUCAAUGCUGUAAAGGAAGUUUGGGAACAGAGAAUACAGAAACUCAGUGAAGAUCUGAAGCGAGAGAAGCAAUUUCAACAGAAGAUAGUACAGAUCUGGGAAGCACGAGUUAGCUUAACCAAGCUAAAAGAAAAAGUCACAAGGGAAGAUGGAAGAGUCAUUCUGAAGAUAGAGAAAGAAGAAUGGAAGACUCUUCCUUCUUCUUUACUGAAACUGAAUCAGCUUCAGGAAUGGCAACUACACAGAACUGGUUUGUUGAAAAUUCCUGAAUUCAUUGGAAGAUUCCAGAACCUCAUUGUGUUAGACUUAUCUCGAAACACUAUUUCAGAGAUCCCUCCAGGAAUUGGACUGCUCACUAGACUUCAGGAACUAAUUCUUAGCUACAACAAAAUCAAGACCGUCCCCAAGGAACUAAGUAAUUGUGCAAGCUUGGAGAAACUAGAACUGGCUGUUAACAGAGACAUAAGUGAUCUUCCACAAGAGCUCAGCAAUCUCUUAAAACUCACUCACCUUGAUUUGAGUAUGAACCACUUUACUACAAUCCCUCUUGCUGUAUUGAACAUGCCUGCCCUCGAGUGGCUGGACAUGGGAAGCAACAGACUUGAACAACUUCCUGGUACUAUAGAAAGAAUGCAGAGUCUACAUACACUAUGGCUACAACGGAAUGAAAUAACAUGCUUGCCAGAAACAAUCAGCAAUAUGAAAAAUCUGGGUACUCUUGUUCUCAGCAACAAUAAACUGCAAGAUAUUCCAGCAUGCAUGGAGGAAAUGGCGAAUCUGAGGUUUGUCAACUUCAGAGACAACCCACUGAAAUUUGAAAUAAUACUUCCUCUAAGUAAAAGCACAGAUGAAGAGGAGGAACAGGAAUUAUUUGGCCUUCAGUUUAUGUACACAUAUAUACAGGAGUCCCGGAGAAGAGCAGAUGACGAAAUCAUGUGCUCAACUACUUUACCAAGUGCUACAAAUACUGAUGGAUAAUAUAACUCAAAAAGGCCUGCUGAAGAGGAU